AUUCUUUUGAAUAGUAAACAUGGCUACUGCUGAAACACUCAACAUAAAAAGUCUACCUCGGAGAGACAAUGAAAAAAGGAGGAAAAAGAGAGAAGUCUAUACACUGGAGAAAGUGGAAAAACAUCCUUUGCAAAGAAGGUGGGCCCUGUGGUUCUUCAAAAAUGUCAAGAGCCAGCCGUGGCAAUGUAACCUGCGCCUUGUCACUACAUUCGGUACUGUAGAAGAUUUCUGGGCACUAUAUACACAUAUCCAGCUUGCAAGUAACCUGUCCUCUGGCUGUGACUACUCUAUUUUUAAGGAUGGGAUUGAGCCUAUGUGGGAAGAUAGCCGGAACAAGCGAGGUGGCAGGUGGUUGAUUACUCUAUCUAAGCAACAGAGACACAGUGAUCUAGAUACACUCUGGCUUGAGACUUUGCUGUGUCUAAUUGGAGAAGCAUUUGAUGAACAUAGUGAUGAAGUAUGUGGUGCAGUAAUUAACAUUCGGGCAAAAGGAGAUAAAAUUGCAGUCUGGACCAGAGAAACCGAGAACAGAGAAGCUGUCACACAUAUUGGUAGAGUAUAUAAGGAGAGAUUGGGUUUAUCUUCAAAGGUGGUCAUUGGUUAUCAAGCUCAUGCAGACACUGCUACAAAAAGCAGCUCCCUUGCCAAGAACAAACUAGUGGUGUGAAAUCAGAGGAACACUCUCUCAAAUUUGC
Pelobates fuscus (common spadefoot toad) is the source of this 695-nucleotide messenger RNA. RefSeq names its product eukaryotic translation initiation factor 4E family member 1B (gene EIF4E1B). NCBI's taxonomy places the organism in Eukaryota, Metazoa, Chordata, Amphibia, Anura, Pelobatidae. The transcript is spliced from 7 exons. Gene Ontology annotation, cellular component: cytoplasm; eukaryotic translation initiation factor 4F complex. Gene Ontology annotation, molecular function: RNA 7-methylguanosine cap binding; translation initiation factor activity. The record is from RefSeq and is a predicted model, not a curated record. Gene Ontology annotation, biological process: translational initiation. The coding region runs from base 20 to 667 and encodes 215 amino acids.